Molecule: messenger RNA, 2541 nt
Organism: Melanotaenia boesemani (Boeseman's rainbowfish)
Lineage: Eukaryota; Metazoa; Chordata; Actinopteri; Atheriniformes; Melanotaeniidae
Gene: dhx32b
Product: DEAH (Asp-Glu-Ala-His) box polypeptide 32b
Exons: 11
Coding region: 156-2372 (738 amino acids)
Cellular component (GO): intracellular anatomical structure; spliceosomal complex
Molecular function (GO): RNA binding
Source: RefSeq, a predicted model, not a curated record
UGGGCUGGGCGCCCAGUGAGCCUUUCAUUUGGCUUCACUCGGCAGAGGCGGACUCUGUGCUGUCCAACACUUACUAAGAGCUGGAAAUUUUCUAACUUAAUUUGUGUGGAUCUGUAAAUGAAGUCGAAAACAGACCGACUGGGAGCUAAUUUGUGAUGGCGCAGGACAUUAGCAGUUUAAAUGGAGAGGACUAUUUAGAGGGAAAAUCCCCCUGUUGUUCAGUCUCAGAAGCUUUGAGUCAAGGAGACAAAGAAUAUGAUGACAUCUUGGAGCUAAAUCAGUUUGAUGGACUGCCUUACUCCUCUAGGUUUUACACACUGCUAAAAGAGAGAAAGGAGCUGCCAGUGUGGAAAUCAAAGAGUGAAUUUUUGGAUACUUUGGCCAAAGGACAGUUUGUUGUUGUCAGUGGCUUUGCCAAAACUGGAAGGAGCUCUCAAAUUCCUCAAUGGUGUGCUGAAUUCUGCCUGUCAGUCCAGUUCCAGCAUGGCAUGGUGGUUUGUACACAGAUUCAUUCACAACAGGCUGUAGAUCUCGCCCUGAGAGUGGCUGAUGAGAUGGAUGUCAACAUUGGCCAUGAAGUCGGAUACAGUAUCCCUUUGGAAACGUGCUGCACCAACGAGACAGUCCUCAGAUACUGCACAGAUGAUAUGCUGCUAAGGGAGAUGAUGUCAGACCCUUUGCUUGAGCGCUAUGGUGUGGUGGUUGUGGAUCAGGCCCAUCAGAGGACUGUAGCCACCGACGUCCUUCUGGGUCUGCUGAAGGACAUCGCUGUUCAGAGGCCAGAGCUCCGUGUGGUCCUCCUCUCAGCUGUUGAGCUAGGCCCCAAGCACCUGGUUCACUUCACUGGGUCAGCAGUUCCAGUGAUCCAUCUGGAGACUCUGGGUGCAGAGGAGGUGGUGUACAACACCACAGGUGACAGUUACUUCUGCUCUGCUCUCCAUCUCGUGUUGGAGAUCCAUCACUCUAAGAAGCAGGGAGAUGUGAUUGUGUUUCUGGUGACAACACAGGAAAUUGAUCUAGCCCAUGAUAUUCUAUGUCAUGAGGGACACAGUUUACCUCCUCAUCUGGGUGAGCUGCUGCCAGUUGCUGUGCAUCCUGGCCAACAUGGGAAUCUGCCCAUCAUGAGGCAGGAAGCAGCUGUCCGGACACGCAGAGUGUUCCUCACAUCCAGCCCAAACGAGGACUUUUUCUGGGAUGUUAGCUCAAUCAGCUUUGUUAUAGAUGCCGGGCUUGAGAAAAGAUAUGUCUACAACCCCAGGAUCAGAACAAACUCAGUCAUCAUCCAGCCAGUCAGCACAAGUCAAACAGCAUGUCGCAGACAUCUGGCAGGUCCAACAGGCAAGUGUUUUUGUCUGUACCCAAAGGAGAGACAACUUCCUACCGAGAUUCUUCCACGUAUUGUGGAGUCGGACUUCACCUCCACUGUGCUCUUCCUGAAGAGGAUGGAGAUCGCUGGACUGGGCCACUGCGACUUUAUCGACAGGCCAGACCCUGGAGGUCUCAUGCAGGCUUUAGAGGAACUGGACUACCUAGCUGCUCUGGAUAAUGAUGGCAACUUGUCUGAGAUGGGCAUCAUCAUGUCUGAGUUCCCCCUGGAGCCCCAGAUGGCCAAGACUAUUCUGGCCUCCUGUGAAUUUGACUGUGUCAGCGAGGUGGUCAUCAUCGCUGCUAUGCUAACAGCACCAAGUUGCUUCGUGGUCCCCCCUGUGGAGCUGAAGCCUGAAGCAACCCAGUGCCAUAUGAAGUUCCAACACCCGGAGGGAGACCACUUCACCCUUAUCAAUAUCUACAAGGCCUUCAAACAGUGCCAGCAGAACCCAUGCUGUAAUGAGGAGAAAUGGUGUCAGGAUUUCUUCCUGAACCACACUGCUCUGCUCAUGGCCGACGCUCUUUGUGUGGAGCUUGUUGACACUCUAAAGAGGAUCGAGCUGCCCAUUUCAGUGCCUGCCUUUGGCUCCCAAAGCAACACUGUCAACAUUAAGAGAGCCCUUCUUGCAGGUUUCUUCAUGCAGGUGGCACGAGAUGUGGACGGAUCGGGGAACUACUUUAUUCUGACCCAUAAGCAUGUGGCACAGAUCCAUCCUCUGUCUGGCUAUGGAGCUAAGAGGCCAAAGCUGGGCCUGCCAGAGUGGGUCCUGUUCCAUGAGCACACAUUCUCAGAAGACAACUGCCUCCGCAAUGUAACCCAGAUAACACCAGAAGAGUUUAUCCAGAUGACACCACUGUACUUCUUCUACAACUUACCACCCAGCGAGAGCAGAGACAUCCUGCAAAACAUUUUGAAUCAUGGAGCUUCUUAUCAAAAGGAGAAACAUCCAUCACGAGAGGAAGCUCAGGAGAACCAGACAUCUGAGCGAUGUGUCAUACAGUGACUGACAGAGCCACUGUUCUCAGUUCUCAGCUAUGAUUAAAUAAUCAUCAGGACUUGACUGCAGCACAGCAUCUGGAUUCCUGAGUAUUCACAUUUUUUUCUUUUUUUAGGAGUUACUUUGUUUUAUCUGUGCCACAAUCUUUUUUUUUUUUUAAUCACACCAUGUUCCG